ACGUGUCGAGCGAAGCGAUAGGAAAGCCGAGCCGCUUGGCACUAGCGCUCUCCCGAAACCGCCACUCGAGUGCUCGCCGGCCGCCGCGAUGACGCCGCCGCCGCCGCCGCGCUGCCUCGGCCUCCGCGUCUGCCUCGUACAGCCACUCCCUGUCCGCGCUUCUCACCGCUCUGCCUAUGGGUUCCCCUUCCCCCCCGCUCCCCGCCGGUCAGCUGUUUGCCCCGUCCUCCCCGUCCGUCGUGGCCGCCGGCAGGGAGCUCAGCUACGAGCCGCGCGGGGGGAUGCUGCGGCCCCGGAGGGGUCCGAGGAGGAGCUGCGGAGGCUUCUGGAGCUGCUUCCCGGGGAGCUGAGGCGGCGGGUGGAGGGCCACCCGGAGCUCCCCGCGCUGGUGGAGGUGGUCAUGGACCUCGGCCGCCCCCCGCUCGCCCGCUUCACCUCCGGCGACUUCCUCCUCUCGCACAGCCCCAUCUCCUUCGACGACCUCCGCCACGCCACCUCCCAGGUUGGGGAUUUUGGAGCGGAUAAUCGAGCUGGAAUUAGCCGGACGCUGCACCGGAUCAGCGCGAUUCGCAACCGGAAGGGCGCCAUCAUAGGCCUCACUUGCCGCGUUGGGCGGGCUGUGCCCGGAAGUGCUAAUUUGCUGCAGGAUUUGGUUAAGGAUGGUGGGUCAUUGCUGCUCAUCGGUCCACCGGGUGUGGGGAAGACGACUGUCAUAAGAGAAAUCGCUCGUAUGCUAGCUGAUGAUUAUAAGAAGCGGGUGAUGAUUGUUGACACGUCCAAUGAGAUAGGUGGAGAUGGAGAUAUUCCUCACCCAGGAAUAGGGAAUGCUCGUAGGUUGCAGGUGCCUAACCAAGAUAUGCAACAUAAGGUAUUGAUAGAAGCUGUCGAAAACCACAUGCCCCAGGCAAUAGUCAUUGAUGAAAUUGGAACAAAGCUAGAGGCUUUGGCUGCUAGCACCAUUGCACAACGGGGGAUACAACUUGUUGCCACCGCCCAUGGCAUAACAAUAGAGAAUUUGGUAAUGAAUCCAUCGCUAGAUCUGCUUGUAGGAGGUGUGCAGAGCGUCACCCUUGGUGAUGAAGAAGCUAAUCGAAGAGGGGUCCAGAAAACUGUCCUGGAGCGCAAGGGUCCAUCAACUUUUACAUGUGCUGCAGAGAUUGUCUCCAAAACAGAAUUGCGUGUCCAUCGUAGUUUGGAAGAUACUGUAGAUGCUCUGCUUGCAGGAAAAAUGCCUAGCGUUGAAAUUCGUAAGUUUGGCUCAAAGGGGUUGGUGCAGGAAAUUUUUGUGCAAAAGGAACACUUGCAUCUCAGUCCUCCUGAAAGUGCAGUUCAAUUGAACACUGAUUCUUUGAGCAAUGCAAGAAGAAGCUUGGACUCGGCAUUUAAUCUUGAUUCUGCCGAAGGGUAUGCGAACAGAUCAACUGAAGCUGAACCAGGCCUCAAUCUAUAUGCUUAUGGGAUCUCGGAGUCGACUGCCUUGCAAGCCAUUAAACAACUGGAGUUGGAGGAUGUUAUAACCUUAACUUAUAACAUCAGUGAAGCUGAUGCGGUUAUUGCAUUGCAAUCAAAGCUCAAGAAGAAUGCCCAGAUUCAGGCUGUUGUGAAAUCUCAAGAUAUACCUGUUUUUUUCACAAAGACAAACUCCCUGGUCCAAAUCAGGAGGGCAAUCCGUGCCCUUGUUGACGAUCACACGGACGGGUUGAUGGAUUUUGAAGAAAAUGAAGAAAUGAGAUCUUCAGAGGAAACUGAUGCUUUGGAGGAAGCUAGAUUGGCAAUUGAGCAAGUAGUGAUCCCGAAAGGAGAAAGCGUGCAGCUACUGCCCCGACCACCAAGUAUCAUUGCUUCCCAAGUGGAUCUAGUCGAAAGCUUCAAGCUCAAGUGGGAAGCUAUAGGCCAGGAGCCAAACCAAUGCCUCAGAAUUCUUCCGCGAUUCGUAGGCGUGGAAGAAGGCAGCAUGUCUGUCAAGCAAGAGGCUGCGACUGAUAAGCUCACAGAUUCAGACAGUGCCGAUGACAUGGACUACAAACAGAAUGGUGUCAGCAGGCUGCCUUUCCUCCCAGAGUAGCACCUCCUCUGGCCAUUCUGCUGUUCCUAGCUGUACAUUCCAUUCCAUUUUCCACUUCCCUGGGCUGUCAUUGAUACCCUGGUAACAACUUCCAUCACAAAAUUGCUGUAUUUCACAAAAGGGGAAGGUGGACAGAUAGUGCAGCACUACGCAUACAGAGGUACAGAAUCGGUUCCAACUCAGAAGUCAGAACUAAACCUGACGGCGUUCAGAUGACUCAGGAUCAUUUUGUCACCUUUUUUUUUUCUGAGCCGUCACAUUGUCAUUAGUUGUUAGGCGCAUUUCCUCCUGGGAUUAUUUUAUACAAGCUCAAGCUGUGUGUUUUUGUAAAUGCAACUAAAAUGCUUGCCGACACAUGCUACUGGCCCAAUCUUGUGCCAGUCUGAAAAUUAAACACACUUUGGCUGCCAGGCUAAUCCCUUUCUUCUACAUGAUCCAUUAAUCCUCUCCUGGAUGCAUGCACAUCGUACUGAU
Molecule: messenger RNA, 2539 nt
Organism: Oryza brachyantha (malo sina)
Lineage: Eukaryota; Viridiplantae; Streptophyta; Magnoliopsida; Poales; Poaceae
Product: protein SEEDLING PLASTID DEVELOPMENT 1
Exons: 9
Coding region: 89-2065 (658 amino acids)
Molecular function (GO): ATP hydrolysis activity
Source: RefSeq, a predicted model, not a curated record